Molecule: messenger RNA, 4322 nt
Organism: Nylanderia fulva
Lineage: Eukaryota; Metazoa; Arthropoda; Insecta; Hymenoptera; Formicidae
Gene: fmt
Product: phosphatase 6 regulatory subunit 1-like protein fmt
Cellular component (GO): cytosol; nucleus
Molecular function (GO): protein phosphatase regulator activity; protein phosphatase binding
Source: RefSeq, a predicted model, not a curated record
CGCGCUCGUUUCGCGCUUCGCAUUGCUUCGCAUUUCGAGUCCGGAGUCCGUGGUUCCUGGAAGGAGAGUGCGCGAUACCACGCAGCAGCGACCUAGAGUCUAAAGUCGCGGACAAUCUUUCGAGGCGCUCAAAGAGAAAGAGAGAGAGAGAGCGAGCGAAGAGAAGGAGGUGGCGGUGACACGAAGGUAGAGGAUCUGGAGACAGUGACUCGCGCGCACGACACGGCGGAAGGAGAACCUGGCGGAGUCCUGAUGCGAUGUUAGCCGUAUUCGACGGCUCUGCGUUUCCUACGACGAGUUCGCGCGACAUCGUGCCACGCCAUCCCCAGGUUCCUGCCUCGCGCGCGCGUCUCCUGCGCCACGCUGAUGCGAGUCGGGCGAUCGUGCGGAGCAUCAUCGCUGGCGAAUCGCGACGCGAUAUUCUGUGAGGUGUUGAGCCGUGAAUAGUGAAAACCCAACGGCCGCAUCAUGUUCUGGACGAAUAAUUACGUGUCAUCGCCGCAUAUAGAGGCAUUGCUCAACAAAGAGGAUGUCACGCUGCACGAGUUGAUGGACGAGGAGGACAUCCUGCAGGAAUGCAAGAGUCAGAACAAAAAACUGGUCGAAUAUCUCACAAGGCCCGCUGUGAUGGAAGAAUUGGUGACGCUAGCCACUAAGGAACCAUCUACGGACAUUGAGGAACGUUGGCGUUAUAAGUAUCCUAAUGUCGCCUGCGAGUUGCUCACAUGUGAUGUGCCUACAUUAAAUGAGAAAUUGGCAGGUGAUGAGGCACUUUUGGCCAAAUUAUAUUCUUUUAUAGAUACCGAUCAGCCUUUAAAUCCACUACUUGCAUCAUUUUUCAGUAAAACUAUUGGAGUACUUGUUGCUCGUAAAAGUGAUCAGAAUUGGUAUUCCUAUCAGUUCACAUGCUUACAGGUUUUAGAAUUUCUUAAAAGUCGCCAGAGAUGCGUAGAUCUAUUGUUGCAACACUUAGAGACUUCUGCUAUUAUGGAUCUAGUACUGAAACUUGUUACUCAGGUUGAGGGCAGCGAUAUGCGCCAAAAUAUAUUGAAUUGGUUAGAUAGUCAACAUUUAGUGCAGAGAUUGGUAAAGUUGUUAGCACCUACUGCAGAAUCAACCAAACAUGCCAAUGCAGCGCAAUUACUUUGCGACAUGGUGGCAGUGGCCAGAGAAAAUCAACGUACAUCUACAGAGCGUACUGAUCCAGAUCCUAUUUUAAAUACUCUAGAAUCAGGAGAAACUGUGAGUCUAUUACUAGAAACUAUUCUGACUGGAGAAAAGGUGGAAACUAGUAUUGUUGGUGGAAUACAAGUGCUUUUGGUACUUUUAGGUCAAAAAGCUAACAAUGUGUCAAACGAAGGAGACAUACAUGGUAAUGGCGAUGAAGUGGCGGAUAAUGAGCAACGUAUUAAAAUUUCAAAUGCUAUUUUACCAUAUUUGGAACAUCUUCAUAAACUUCUUUUGGAUCCGCCAUAUAAACCUGCUGUAAAAACAACCAUAGGACUUUUAGAAUGUCCAUUGGGAAAUACUCGUUUGCAUGUAGCAAAGUUGUUAAGUGCGUUAUUGUCGACGGAAAAUUUAAAAAUCCAUGAAAGUUUAUCAAAUUUGGGAACAUUCCAAACAUUAUUGGAUCUGUUUUUCAAAUAUACGUGGAAUAAUUUCCUACAUACACAAGUACAACAGUGCCUGGCCUUAGCUAUUAAUUGCGGACAUCGGGAUAAUGAUAUUAUUUACAAUAAUAUAUUUAUCAAGUGCAAAUUAAUAGAGAGGAUCUUGGAAGCAUGGGACAAAAACGAGAGUAAACAAACCAAAGAGAAUGGCGUUCGUCAGGGCUACAUGGGGCAUUUAAUAAAUAUCGCGAACAAUAUCGUUGGCCAGUGCGAGAAAAGUAAUAUACUGGCCAGCUUCUUGAGAAACAAUUUGUCACCUGAGUGUCUUAGUAAAUGGGAAAAUCUUGUGAAUACACAAUUAGUAGAGAUUAAUAAAAUUCAUCAAACUAUGAUGAUGGGCGAUCGGACCCCAAUAUAUCUAAUGAGCUCUGAGGAAAAUCCGGAUGACUUUAAUCCUUACUCGCAAGAUGUAUACGUCCAACAGAUGUACUCUAAUUAUCAGAACCAACAAAUAACGCCUCCGUUCAUCGAAAACUUCGGAUUCCACGAUGACGAGUUCAACGAUGGUGAUGAUGCGCUUCAUAACCCAGUUGACCAAUUAACAACGUUGGCCUUUACUCUCAGUGAAGAAGAUCUCGACAAACGAGAAGAGAUGUUCAAUAAGCUGUGCCAACAAAAGCAGAAAGCCGGGCUGGAAGACUGUGGCAGUGGACAAGAAUGGGGCGAAUUCUGUAUCAGCGACGAGGGCGAACUCACGUUCCAGACCGUAGUGGACAAGCGGGAUUGGCACUCCAAGCAACAGCAUCAGGACUCCAGUUCGUCGGACGAGGAUGACGAGGAUCCACGCGACGUGCACAUGGAGGUCGACACAACUGAUCCUUGGGAUACUGCCGAGCCGGUGAAUACCGGUACUGUACUUCCACCGGUUAAUCCGUGGGAGGUGACGUCAUCGGAGCCAGUGGAAUCCACCGGUUGGGCCAAUUUUGAAAAUUUCGAAAAUACACUAAGUAUAGAUAACACCACGAGCGAAGAUAAAAAGACAAUGAGCGACGAUGAACUUAAAGAGAAGACAUCGGAAAUAACGACUGCUAAUUUAACGGAGAAGGAUAAGACCUUUAGCGAAAGUUUUGAAGAUGACGAAAAAAGCAGAGACUGUGUAAGUAGUCAAGUGAUCGGAACUGAUUUACCGACGACUAUGGAAACUAAUCUCAGCAGCAGCAAAAGCGAUGAGAACAGGGUGAUCUCCGCGGACGAGAAUAUCGAUUCUAACGAAUUACCAGUUGACAAACAUCCGUUAAAUUCGUUGGAAACUCAGCACGCUAAUUCUAGGAAUUUCAAGAGCGUAGAAAACGAAAAGGAUGUCACGGAGGACGCUGUAGAGAAGGAAAAGCCGCCAGUUGAACAAGUUGCAGUAACAGCAGCAGAUUCUCUGAAAACAACGUCCACCGACAUCGCCGAUUCCACGUCAGUGUCUAAAGAAGAUACUAAAUGAAAUAACAUUUCCCCCUGCCUAUGUUAGAUACGAUCUAUGGCAAUAGGAAGAGAAAAUCAUAUCAGUAUCGAAUUGAGUACGUGAGAACGAUCGGAAAUAUAUUAUGCCUUCUCUAUUUUUUAUUAGAAACCACGUUAAUUAUGCUUUAAGAAAACGUUGACGCUGGGCGCAGGGUAUUUCUCUUCGAAUAAAUCCGAAAUGCCGAAAAUGAUCGACACGCUCAACCAUAGGAAAUAAUUUUGAUGUUUAAUUAUUAGGUAUAUAUAUCCCUUUCCCUACUCCGUCCCUUUUUCUCUCCGAGUGGCUAACUUUCGCGAAAGUGAGGUCUUUCCCCUAUCCUAUAUAUUUUACAAUAAUUAUUAAGAGUUUCGUAAAUUGUUAUUUAUACGUAGGUAACGGUCUUUAUCAAAAUAAAAAAAAAAGAAAGCAAAGAAUGGAUACGUCAAGAAUGAACAUUGUAUCAUUGCGAUUUUUGCGCAAUUUAUAGAGUACCAUGAGAGAGAGAGAAAGAGGAAGAGAGAGGAGACGUCAUAAAUUUUGCCGGAAUCACAAUUUGAUUGAUUUUUCACGAAACAUCUAGUACUCUAUACACAUUUGUACAUUAUAGAAAUGCGGAGGAGAAAGGAGAGUUUAAUUGUAACGCCGUUCAAUACUAUGUAAGACCGGUAUUCUCCACGAACUGGUGCUUUUGCUUAUUCCUUCGAUAAGGCAAAGGUACUUAGGUGCAGUGCCUACUGUCGUAAUUGAAUGUACGUUAGUUUAACAAUGCGAUACGAGCAGAACAAAAAAGAGAAAGAGAGAAUCGAGAAUAUUUUUAUUACCUUUUGUCGUAAUAUUUGGUCGAAAUUUGUACACGAUACACGUAUAAUUAAUCGGGGCUGUCAAACUUGCGCGCUUAUUUGCAUUCCAAUAUAUAAAAAAAAGAAGAAGACAGAAAAGAUUUCUACGUACGUUUAAGCGACUGUUAAAGUCUUUCACGAAGAUCUUCCACAAAAUAAAUAGCGUUAAAUUGCAGAAAAUAAUAUGUGUGUUGCGCAUGCUCCGACCGAGCUAAUUUACUACGUAUAUCUAUCAUUCUGCGAAUUAUGUUACCUGAUUGUUCCGCGACUUUCUUCUGCCUCGCAGGUUUUGCAGCAGCAAUGUGUUUAUAGCGUUGUACACGAAAUAUAUUGUUCAUAAUUAAAUGACAAAAUAAUAAACAUUUGUUCUGAAUUCCGAAA